AUGGCUACUUCAUUGCUAGAUCGAUUGUCAGGUUCCGACAAUAAGAGACAUGAACUGUUUGUAUGGUCCAUUUCCAAAUUCGAACUUUUGUCUGCGUUCCACAAUGUUUCAAAAUCAGAUACUGAAAAGAUCCAAUUUUAUCAUCAAUCAGCAAAGGAUACUUUAGAUGAAUUGAAUUUACUGCUUAGAUACCUAACAAGCACAGAAGAUGCAAAUGAUUACGAAUCACAUUUUGUUUUUAUUAGAAUUGGUCAAAUAUACUCUCUAAGUUUGUUUAUAUUGGAAGAUGAGAGUCCUGGUAAAAUAUUCGAUGAGAGUGAGUUUUUGAUUAAAAUUUUAUCUGAAGAGGAUAUUGCUAUAUAUGCUUCAAAUACUGAUGAUAAGAAGAAAAAGUCCCCAUCGUCUAAUAAGACGCAUUAUGUGUAUACCCCUGCAAAAGAUUUGGCUACCACUAUUUUGAUCCAAAUCGUAGAGACUUUUGGGAAAGAAUUAUCAUCACUUGCUCCUUUAUUGAAUACUCUAAUAUUUAAAUAUUUUAAAAAAAUGAUGGAAAAAAGUAAAUAUCAACAUGCAACAUUUAUGACCUCACUAUUAAGACUAUACAAUGCUCUCUUCAGAAAUUGCAAAGAUUUUGUUUUAGACUCAACUUACACAUCCAAAUUUAUUAAAUUAUCUAAAGUUGUCUUUAAUGAUAUCUAUAAUGACUUACAGGAUUAUCCUGUUGAUUUUAUUUCUACAAUCAUAGAAUUAUGGAAGAUUCAUUUCACACAUGAUGCAUUUAUCAAACAGCAUUCAAAUAAUAUUACAAAUGGUUUGUUUGUUAAAUUUAUAGAGGCAGAAAUCGGAAUCUAUGGGUUUUCAAAUGAUUCGUCUCGUAUAUACACAGCGAGGGUUCUCUCUGAAAUAUUAUUUGAUUACUAUGCAAACAAAAAAAUUAUUACUUUGGAUGAAGUUUGGGAAUUUUAUACAAGAGCAUACGUAAAUGCUGUUAGUCGUGAUACAACAAGUGGUUGCUUUGAAUCAAUUAUUAACUUCAUCGGAUUAUGUUUAAUUGUUGAUAAAAACUUUUUAUCCGAAAGUAAUUAUAUUCGUAUCUUCACAGCCAUUUGUGAAAUAUUUAAAUCUGAAAAUUUAAUCGAUAUCCAAAUGGAUUCAAUCUCAAGAUCAAUUAGAUAUUUAAGAUACAUGCACAUGAUUUUAUUACCUAAAUUAGGAGAAUCAUCUAAAAUAAUGACCCUUUUCAAUUUACUUAACCCAUCUACUUCGAAUAUCGAUCCCGAUGAUUCAAUUGCAAGUGUCUUUAAUAAUGACACAUCCGAUGACAUGUCAAUAAAUGCGACAGUGGAUACACAAUGGCUAACAGUAGCUCAACUGGACUUAUCUCGUAUUUUAAUAUCUUCUUUAUCUUCAUCCUUCGGCCUAGAAGAACGUAUAAUUAGACAAAUUAAAGAUAGAAUUGUCAAUCUCUCUACUAAUGAAAUUUUCAAUAUCCGUGUCCAUUCAAAUGAACUGUUAAAAGAAUUUUUGACUCAGUUUCCUCAAUAUUUAAGUGAAACUAUUUCAGACUCAUUAGCGUUCUUAACUUCGGAAUUUAAAAAGAAAGAUAAGUUUUCCUUCGCCAAAGCUCAUGGGCAUGCUUUAAUAAUCGCAAAUGUAAUGGAAAUUGCUGAUAAGGAUUUUGUAUCAUUUGAAUUAAUUAUGAGAAUUACCAUAUUCACUACUUCUUUCAUAAAAACUCACACAACAACCACAUCUGAUGAUAUUUAUUACAAAGGGAUUUCAUGCUGGGUGUUAUUAGUUGGUCUAAUGAGUUAUUCAGAUGAACAAUAUAUUAUGAUGCAAACACACCAAUUGUUUUUAUUUUGGAAGGUUUUGUUAUCUCCUUCUUUUAUAUAUAAAAAUGAAGAUGAAUUAUAUAGAAAUUUGGAAAUAAGAAAUCACGCCUUAGCAUGUAUGUUAACUUAUUUGAAUAAUAUCAAAAUCGAUGAAGAGACUGGAAAGCAAGUAUCAUAUUUGUUAACUAAAUGUUCAAAUUUUAAUCAUUCAAUUUCAUUAAAAUCAAAAAAAAUUGAUAAUGUUCUUCUAAUGAAUGAAAACAGAAUCCUUCAAGUAUACGUGAAGAUCCACCAAUAUGUGAAAGGUAACUUCAAUAGUUCUUUGUUAAUUCUGAUAAUGAAGAAUUUCUCCAAUCCAAACAUAUAUACAGAACAAACUGCUUCUUAUAUUGCCUCCUUUUAUGAUGAUAGAAAAUACCGUACAGUAGAAGAAGGAAAGGAAGAAAUUCUUCAAGAGAAUACUGUUAAUAAUUUAUUACGUCUUAAUGAUGGGUUUUCAUUUGGUUUAUCAAGUAAAUUGACAGGCCUAGGCAUUUCUAACAAUAGCCUGCAACAAAAGAAGCAUACAAUAUCUAAUAUCAGUGGCGGAUGGCCAUCUAAAGACUAUUGUUGGUAUUACCAAUUUGAGGAUGAAGUUUUAAGACCAAUCUCACAAGUGUUAUCAUAUGAUCAUCUGUCUAUGAUUUAUGACACUCAAUUUGAUAGUGCGGACCCUGUUUAUUCUCCAAAAGUUACCACAUCUGUGAUCGAUUCAUCUAUGGAUAUUUUUUCUUUCGUAUUUCCAUAUUUGAACAGUUCCAUUCAAACUUCUGUUAUUGAAAAUUUGAAUCUAAGUAUCUAUUCAAAAUCUGCUACUCCAAUGAGACGUAUUGCUAUUGCUGCGAAUGUUUGUGUUGCAAUCCAUAAUACUCUACAAAUAUUCCAGAAACAAGAAUUAGCUUUAGAUGAACAGGCUGGAAAACUAAUACUGGAAUCAAUAAAAAAAAUUGAAUUUUAUAAUGAUAGUUAUAUCACAAAACUGAAGGCAGAUUCUAAUGGUUUAAUAAUUGCAGCUGUGGUAAGAGGUCUUCCAGAAGAAGAGAAAGCUAAUUUUGUGAGGUCGCAAACACACAUGUUAAUAAAUUCAGUUGCUGAAACUACCGAACCAUACUUUAGAGUGUUUCAUACGCUAUCAUUAGCUACUAUUUUUAAAUACAAUUCAAAAUACACACAAUUUGAACCAAUCUUUGAUGUUAUAAUGACCUUAAUUAGAGAUCCACAUCCUGUUGUACACUCAUGGGCUUUAAAAUCUCUACAUGUUUUAUUAGAAAAACAUCUAAUGAUUGAUAUAAGGACUUCAGUCGAAAUUAUAAAAACUUUAGAAGAGCUUUUAACUGAUCCAUCUUAUGGUUUAUACGGUUGUUCAACACUUAGAUAUAAUUAUAAUAUGGAAUUCAAUUCUCAUAUUGUAAUAUCUGAAAUAAUGAAAGCAUUGACAGAAACUGUUGGCCCAAGUCUUCCAGAACUUAGUGAAUCUGGGGCUUUAUUGAGUUUCAAAAACAUUAUUAUUAGUUCAACAAUAUCUAGUGAUAUUAUUUUCCAAAUAAUCAGCUCCCAAGUUUAUGAAAAUAUUGCAACUUUUAAAUUGGAUAAUAUUUUAGCUGAUCAUAUCUUCAUUACAUUAUCAAAAAGCAUCAUCUUAAAUGCUGUUAAUAUUGGUAUCGGUUCGUCAUAUUCUAAUUGUAAGUAUACAAAGUGUUCUGAACUAGUUGCUAGUACGUCUAGUUUAAGGGCUGCAACUGAACAAUUCCAUAUAUUAGGUCAAUUGUUCAAAUUACAGAAAAAACAAUUAUUUAUAACAGAUAUGGAACAUUUGAGUUGGAUGUAUCUAUCAAUAUAUCCAAAAUCAAAAUAUGUCCAAGAGUAUUUCUUUGAAUGGUUAGCAAACUGUUAUACUGAUGAUUCACACUGGUUUGAAAAAUUAUAUCUUAUGUUUGGAAUUUCCAGGAAGAACGUUUUUCAACGUUUUUAUAAAGCCUAUGAUACAUUGCUGAGUAAGAAAGGAAUGUUAAUCACAGAAGAAAAAGACCUGAAAAAUGAAGAUGAAGAUUCAAUUAAUCAAAAGGAAAGAGAUAAUCAAAAUCAGGAAGUGUACUCUGAUAAAGUCCCAUGGCAGACCCAAGAAGUUAUAUUGAAAUUAAUGGAAUAUGUUUUAAAGGAAGACCCAAAAAAUGCAGUCUUGGCUCAAAAUGUAUCAAAACUAAUAAACAUUGCGUGCCAAGCGUCAUCUAUGUCUAUUAUAUCAAUCAAGAAUUUGGGGUUGAAUAUAUUGAGUAAUAUUCUAAAACAAUUCUCAGAAAUUAGAGAUUCUCAAAAUCCUGAUAAGUCAAUCUUGGAGCAACAAGAAGCAUCGAUAACAAGUUCUUUAAUGUCUGCCUUUAGUAAUGGUGAUUCACCAAGGACGAUUGCGGUCGCAAUUAAUGUCGCCGCAGAAUUCAUAGCUUCCGAUAUUGUUCCUUUGGCUCAUUUGACAAGAAUUUCUAAGUUAUUUGUUACAUUGUUGAGCAAUUUUAAUGAUAAAGGUUCUGUUUUGAAAAUCGAAGAUUGUGUAAUCAAAACUCAAAAAGCCAAGAAGAAAAUUGAAUUAUCAGCUUUGAAUGCUUGGGCUGGAAUUGUGAAACAUGCAAUUAUAUCUGAUAAUAAAGAAUUAUUGAACUUUAUUAAUUCAUACAGUGAUUUUUUAAUUCCACUGUGGAUCAUAUCUUUACGUGAAUAUGUGAUGAUAAAAUAUGGCAGAAAUAUGAUUAUCCAAUCUGAUGAAGAUAAUUCAAUUGAGGGUUUAAUUGAAUCUAAAAAAACAAAAGUUGAAUUAUAUGAACCGAUCUGGCUGAAUUUCGUUGAAGUCCUAGGUUUGCUAAUGGAAAAAGAUCAAGGUUUAAUAUUGAACUCUUUGAAUGAAAAUGAAAUUGAUAGCUUUAUGUUUGUUCUGUUAACACAAUGUAUUGAAAAGAUUACUUCUAAUUUCGAUAACCAUGCCAUCAAAGGUCAUAUUUUACCAGUUAUUCAUAACAUAUUAAGAUCUAACGUACCAUUUGGUAUUUUGUUUGAAGAUUCGAUCUAUAUCGAAGUGAUCGGGAUAUUAGAUAGAUUAAUUCUAACUGGUUCAACGGAAGAAAAAAUAGCGAUUGUUGAUAUUCUUAACGCUUUAAUUCAUGCUUAUACGAUUCGCAACACCUCGGAGGACGAGUUUUUACAAGGUAUUGAUAAAUUAUACGAAUUAUUAAGGCUGUUAUUAAAUAUUGUUUCUGACCUAGUUCCUUUCAUUAAAUUCAACAAUUUUGAAGGCAAUUCAUCGAAUUCAGAUAUAUUAUCAAAACAAGAAAUAAUACUAUUGAAGAAGGCCUUCCAUGUAUUGGAAUUAAAUAUUAGCCAAUUUGAUGAUAUUUUUAAACUGGAUUUAUAUACGUGUUUACUGUUCAUUAUUGGAAGAAUAUUCGAAUCUGAAGAGCACGAUAUAUUAGUACCAACCGUUUUACCAUUAUUGAAGUUCAUUUCUAUGGACAUUAUAAUGAAUGGAUUGAAUAUUGAGUUACUACAUAUAUUUUAUGGUUCUGUAAAACCAAUAAUCUUUAAUCAAUUAAGCAAACAGAACACCAUAGCAACAAUUCUAAUGUUAACUUCAGUAGGCUAUCCAGGUUUCACAGAAAAAGAAACUGAUUUUAUUACAAAUACCUUAUUAGAAAGUUUAAAAAUUUCAGAAACUUCAGCAAUUACGGCUCAGGGAUUGAAAACUGUUAUUAAAAACUGUUUUUCUAACAAUGCUUCAAAAGUAUUGACAUUUAAAGUAUUGAAGAAAAUUUUAAACGAUCUUGAUUCUGUUGAACUCCAAAAUGAGAGCUCAGUAAUCUUUUCUUUGAUAUUUGAACUAACAAAGGCUAUCAACAAGGACAAUGAUGCGAAACUAGUGCCUGCAAUAGUGGUUUGUAUUUCUUUUGCCAUGUGGUAUUACAUGAUAUCUCCAGGAAACCAUGAGGAAGCUAGCUCGGUGAUUAUUACAAUUGCCAAGUUAAAUCCUGAAAAGUUUAAGAUCACUUUAGCAUCUGCUUUUAAUCAAGCUCAGAAAAAACUGAUCGAAAAAAUUGUCGAAGAAUCUACAUCUACUAAAAAUGACUCAAGUAACUUAAAGAGUUCUGUAGAAUUAAAGACGUUUACUUAG
Molecule: messenger RNA, 6030 nt
Organism: Tetrapisispora phaffii CBS 4417
Lineage: Eukaryota; Fungi; Ascomycota; Saccharomycetes; Saccharomycetales; Saccharomycetaceae
Gene: LAA1
Product: AP-1 complex accessory protein LAA1
Exons: 1
Coding region: 1-6030 (2009 amino acids)
Biological process (GO): endocytosis; retrograde transport, endosome to Golgi; intracellular protein localization
Cellular component (GO): endocytic vesicle; membrane; Golgi apparatus
Source: RefSeq, a predicted model, not a curated record